AUGCGCAACCCGACUAACCUUUACCUCGUCAGCCUUGCCGUUUCCGACUUGCUGGUGCUGAUGUUCGGGAUGCCCUUGGAGCUUUACGAUCUUUGGCAAAACUACCCUUUCCCUUUUGGAGAGGGGGGCUGCUACUUCAAGACUUUUCUUUUCGAGACCGUUUGUUUCGCCUCCAUUCUUAACGUAACGGCACUGAGCGUGGAGAGGUACAUCGCCGUCUUGCAUCCACUGAAAACGCGAUACUUGUCUACUAACCAUCACGCCAAAAGAGUCAUUUCAGUCGUAUGGGUCAUGUCGAUGAUCUGUGCGAUACCCAAUACCUUGUUACACGGCAUCUUCUACCUUCCGGAACAGAGGGAGGAGUCUGCGAUAUGCACCGUUCUCAAACCUUUGUGGAUUUAUAACGUGGUCAUGCAAGUCACAACCAUCUGCUUCUAUUUCAUACCGAUGAUUGUGAUCAGCAUUCUCUACCUGGUCAUGGGGCUCCACUUGGGCCGGGACCAAUGCAACCGCAGAGGGACUUUUGACAGUAGCUACAGCAGCCACACUCGCAUCAAGAUCAGUGCGGAGAACGGACGCAGGAGGCAGGUCAUCAAAAUGCUCUCAAUCGUGGUGGCAGUCUUCGGAGUGUGCUGGGCGCCGUUCCACAUCGAGCGCCUCUUGUGGAGUUCCGUCAGCCACUGGACCGACCUGAUGCACAACAUUUAUCAGUAUGUGCACAUUCUGUCAGGGGUGCUCUUCUACCUCAGCUCAGCCGUCAACCCCAUCAUCUACAGCCUGUUGUCCACGCGCUUCAGGGAGAGUUUCAGAGAGCUGGUCUGUUCACACGUGGAAGAAAGCAGCUCAGUCCGAGGCUCACCGCCCUUUCCCAAAAUCCUCCUCCAUCCCACUCUGACCGUGUCCAGAGAGGAGCACGGAAAAGAUUGUAACGCGUACCCCCUUUUGUCCCACAACCUGUCGCUUAUAGACGCCGCCAUGAUCACAUGCACAUGCAAAGAGUCAGCGCUCGUGACGUCUGCCUUCUGA
This is a messenger RNA of Knipowitschia caucasica, 1026 nucleotides long. The record is from the annotation of a GenBank genome assembly. NCBI's taxonomy places the organism in Eukaryota, Metazoa, Chordata, Actinopteri, Gobiiformes, Gobiidae.